Haliotis rufescens (red abalone) is the source of this 2153-nucleotide messenger RNA. RefSeq names its product tigger transposable element derived 5-like. Gene Ontology annotation, cellular component: nucleus. The transcript has a single exon. The coding region runs from base 255 to 1022 and encodes 255 amino acids. Gene Ontology annotation, molecular function: DNA binding. The record is from RefSeq and is a predicted model, not a curated record. NCBI's taxonomy places the organism in Eukaryota, Metazoa, Mollusca, Gastropoda, Lepetellida, Haliotidae.
AUACAUCCUUUGAUCUUAGAAGCGCAUGCAUGCAAUAAAAGAGAACCACAAGCAAAAUUCACAAAAAUCACAAGUUAAUUAGUGGGCAAUCCAAUUUGAAGCGACACUGUCAACUCACAUUAGUUACUGUCACAACAUGACGGUCAUUCCUUUUGAUUCGGAUCAAGUAACCGUAUCAAACCAAUUAAACUGGCUUGACAUACGUUACUGUAUAUGAAGUGAAUUUAUCAGAUCAGGGGCAUUCCAAUUUCAACAUGAGGAAAGUGUACACAGUGCAAGAAAAGCUAGACGUUGUAAAGAAAGUUAGAGAUGGCGCUUCACAGGCCAGCGUGAGCCGCCAGUCCGGCGUUCCAGCGGGGACCAUCAGGGGGUGGAUAAAGAAUGAAGAAAAACUUCAGUCAGCCGCAGCCGAAUGCCACGACAGCAAAGGACCACAGACGAAGAGGAUCCGUGGAGCCAACGACACCACUCUGGACAAGGCCUUGUUCGACUGGUUCACACAAUCCAGACACGAUGGUAUUCCCCUUUCGGGUGAAAUACUUAAGGUCCAGGCCCAGAAGAUGUCGAGGCAGAUAAACGGGGACGACGACACCUUCAAGGCAAGUGAUGGCUGGUUGUGGAGGUUCAAGAGACGUCAUGGGAUCAAGUCCAUCACCGUCAGCGGGGAAUCUAAAUCUGCCGAUGUUGAAUCUGUUGCGGCAUAUCCAACGAUACUACGAGACAUCAUUGACACGGAAGGCCUGCAAGAUGAGCAGAUUUACAACGCAGAUGAGACCGGCCUGUACUAUCGGAUGCUUCCAGACAAGACUCUCGCCGAGAAAAAUGACCCCAGGCAGAAGACAGGGUUCAAGAAGGCCAAGCAACGUGUUACAGUGCUGCUUGCUUGUAACAAGACGGGACGCCAUAAGUUGAAGCCACUUGUUAUAGGAACAUCGAAGAACCCCCGCGCCCUCCACCACGUGAACCGCUCUACGUUGCCAGUGGUCUACCAAAGUUCCAAGAAUGCGUGGAUGAGGGCAUAGAUCUUCAAAGACUGGUUUUUUAAGAAUUUCAUCCCCGCCGUACGUCAUUACCUGAGACAACAAAAACUCGAAGAAAAAGCAAUCCUGCUUUUGGAUAACUGCCCAGCCCACCCCCCUGCCUCAACGUUGUCUUCACACGACGGCAAAAUCAAGGCCGUUCUCCUGCCGAAAAACACAACGUCAAUAAUACAGCCCUUGGAUCAAGGUAUAAUAAAGGCAUUUAAAUCACACUGCAAGAGGACACUUAUCACCAAUUUGCUGGAUUCCGCCAUGCCCCCAACAGACUACAUAAAGACGGUCACCAUGAAGGACGUAAUCUUCACAACACAUUACCCAUGGAGUCAGAUUACGUCAAGCACCAUUGACAAUUGCUGGAGAAAGGGACUGGGCAGCGCCUUUGAUGAAGAUUUUCUCGGCUUCACAGCUUCGCUGUUGCGAAGUACAAAGACUAUGCCGGCGAAGAAGCACUCGAUGUCGAUCCGUCUUCGGUUGAACUCUGGGUCGCAUGCGACAAUGACCUCCCGAGCUCAGAAAGCAAAUCCGAUGACCAGCUGAUCGAGGACGCCCGAUCAAGAAGCGAUGAUGAAGAUGAAGAUGAAGAUGCUGAACCAUUACAGCCGCCUCCCGGUGUCCCCGGACGUACAGCGGAAGAAGCGUUAGCCUGUUUGGAGGUUUCGAUACAAUAUAUCCAACAGAACCCCAAUAGCUCGUUCAAUUCUACGACCUUGCUCCACGCAAAACUUCUCUUGGAUAUGAUGAGGAGGGAUGUUGUUAAGUCAAAGAAACAGCAAUGCAUAACGAAUUAUUUUAAAUGAGAGAUAACUACUCGAUCGGACAAUAUGUUAUUAUGUACAAUGUCACUACCAUUAUCGAUCGAUAUUGACAUGUAAGUAGGCUAAUAUCACGUUGAAUGUGACAGUUAAGGCUUGUAAAUAAUAACAAACGACGAAAACACAAUGGGAAUAUCUUUAUAUUUACACUAUGAACAACCUGUAUCAUUGCAAUGUGCGAUACAAGGCGAAGAUCGUGAGAUUGGCCGAGCGCGCUCCCCUGCCUCGGCCUCGGUUAAACGGCUCAUCGUCUAUAGCGCCCACCAAUUAUUUGGACCCCAUUGGUAGCGUUGUAGCGAGG